GUUCAGGCUGUUAUAAAACAGUUCAGUGGGACUGGUUAUGAAAGCUCAGAUGUUAUGGUUAUUGAUGAGCUUGAGAUGCAGAGGCAUCAACAGCUGGAGAAAUUGUACAGGUUGACUCGUGCAGGGAAGGACCGGAGUACGGAAAAGAUGAUUGGAGUAGGAUGUGAGUCACAAGGGUUGUGCCAUCUUUCUACUUCAAAUUCUCGAGUUGCUUUUGCCUCUACCAGUUUCGCUGAUCUUCUUCACAAUCGUCUGGGCCAUCCGAGUCUUGCCAAAUUACAAAAAUGAGUUCCUAAUCUUUCUAGUUUAUCUUCUUUUGAAUGUGAGUCCUGUCAACUUGGGAAACAAAGUUGUGUUUUCUUUCCCAAGCGAGUCAAUAAUAGUGCUAAGUUCAUGUUUGAAAUUAUCCAUUCAGACAUUUGGGGUCAAAGUCGUGUCAGUACAACUUUGAGAUUUCAUUAUUUUUUUACUUUUGUUGAUGAUUAUUCUCGUUGCACUUUGUUAUUUUUAAUGAAGUCUCAUUCUGAAUUAUUCUUUAUAUUUCAAAAAUUCUCUACUGAAAUACGUAAUCAAUUUGGUGUUUCUAUUAAAAUACUUCGUAGUGACAAUGCAAAAGAAUAUUUGUCUACUCCCUUUACUCAUUUCUUAUCUUCUCAGGGUAUUACUUACCAAACUUCAUGUGCUUAUACCCCUCAACAAAAUGGGGUUGCCGAACGAAAGAAUCGUCAUCUAGUUGAGAUAGCUGCACUUUACUCAUUCACCAUAAUGUUCCUCUUCGUUUUUGAGAAGAUGCUAUUCUUACUGCUUGUUACUUAAUUAACAGAAUUCCUUCUUCUGUUUUGCAGAAUCAGAGUCCUCAUUCCAUUUUGUUUCCCGACCAAGAUGUCCAUCAGUUGUCCCUAUGUGUAUUUGGUUGUAUUUGUUUUGUUCAUGAUCACACUCCUGGCAAAGACAAACUUCAGUCCAAAUCAAUAAAAUGUGUCUUUUUGGGAAAUUCUAGACUUCAAAAAGGUUACAAAUGCUACAAUCCACUUACAAAUAAAUACUUUGUGUUAGCUGAUGUAACAUUCUUUGAAACAUCUCCCUAUUUUUCCUUCAACACAGCAUCUAAGGUUUUUAUUCCCACUGCCUUACCAGUUCCUAUUCUUCCUCCACCGCCUUACCAGUUCCUACUCUUCCUCCACAAUCAGUCCACCACUUCUACACGUCUACUCACGUCGUUCUCAUCCUCCCACUAACACCAUUGAUGCUCCUUUGCUUGAUACAAGUACAACACCAGCUCCUGGUGACUCUUGCCCUCCUUCAUCUUCACCUAUUCCGGUCUUGCCUUCAACAGACGAUGUUACUCCUCUCAUUGCAAUCCGAAAAAGAUUUUCAGAAGGAUAUUGUUAAAGCAGCAGAAACAUUUACAGCCAUUGGGUACAAACAUAUUGAAGCAGGAACCAAAUUGUCUGAGGAUUGCUGCAGAUAUGGAACUGAGAAUGCUAAAGAUAAUGUGCUAGCUAAGGCAGUAGCCAUCUAUGGUGAUGCUCUUAAACAUGUGGAGAAAGAGCAAGAAGACUUGAAUCGAUUGUUAUCUUCACAGGUUUUAGAUCCCUUGCGAGCAAUGAUUACUGGUGCUCCUCUGGAAGAUGCACGCCAUCUUGCUCAACGUUAUAGUCGGAUGAGACAGGAAGCAGAGACACAGGCAGCAGAGGUUUCCAGAAGACAAUCAAGGGUGAGAGAAUCUCCAAUUCCAGAAAAUGUUGCAAAGCUGCAUGCAGCAGAAGCAAAGAUGCAAGAACUAAAAGCAAACAUGGCUGUUCUUGGUAAAGAAGCUGCAGCUGCUUUGGCUGCUGUUGAAGCACAACAGCAAAGAUUGACUUUUCAGAGGAUUGUCGCCAUGGUUGAAGGAGAAAAGAAUUACCAUCUGAGAAUUGCUGCCAUUCUCAGUGAGGUUGAAGCUGAGAUGGUCUCAGAGAAACAGCGGAAAGAGUCUGCUCCUCCAGUGAUUUCAUCUCCUGUAAUUUCAUCAGAGAAUGGCUCAGAGAAAACCAUGUACUUCUUGGCCGAAGCAACACAUCCCUUCAUUGCAGAAACAGAGAAGGAGCUGAGCUUGGCCGUGGGUGAUUAUGUUGUUGUGCGAAAGGUGAGUCCAACUGGAUGGUCAGAAGGAGAAAGUAAAGGAAAAGCUGGCUGGUUCCCUUCAGAAUAUGUGGAGAAGCGCCAGAGAAUUCCCACCAACAAUGGGGCUGCUCAAGUUUACUAGUCUUACACGAGUGCCCGGUGGCUAGUAAACUUUUUCCUACCAAAUUCAAAAAGUACUACUACAAAUCAGAGUGGAAUUUAAAUU
Messenger RNA from Hevea brasiliensis (rubber tree), 2332 nucleotides. Its product is annotated as SH3 domain-containing protein 3. NCBI's taxonomy places the organism in Eukaryota, Viridiplantae, Streptophyta, Magnoliopsida, Malpighiales, Euphorbiaceae. The coding region runs from base 1247 to 2248 and encodes 333 amino acids. Gene Ontology annotation, molecular function: protein binding. The record is from RefSeq and is a predicted model, not a curated record. The transcript has 10 exons.